GCAGCAGGAACAUGCAGGGACACUAGCCUCCAACGACCCCCCCCGGUGCUGCACACCAAGUCCCCUCCUCUGGUUCUCCAGGAACUCUGGUUCUCCAGGAACCAGGGUCCUCGCUCGGCUGGAUUUCACGUUCUCUUCUGGGUUCCUCUCGCUCCUCCUUAGUCCUUGGUGGUCCUCGGAGAUGGAGUGGAGUGCUGAUCUUGGGGGUUUCGUCUCUGGGACGGAGUUCUUUGAACCAAAAACGAUGAGGAAGAGGGGGAGACUGCUCUCUGCAGGCUGCUGUGGAUAGCUUGAUGGAUCCGCGGUUCGAGUUUUUGUUGAUUUAUCAUUUGUUUUGUGGUUGCUAUAUGCAAUAUGGUGCGUCUUUUGUGGUUUAAUGUUUUUUGUGUCUUAAUUGUGUAAAAGAAAAUCUAUAAACAGGGUAAUGGUGAUUUCACAUGUAGAGGAAUAUGGUUUGAUUAUUGUUUUGACGUUAAAUAGUUGAUAUGCAUUCUGGGCUGACUACUAGAUUCAGCUCUAGUUUGUAUAUUUUGAGGAUUGGCAGAAACCUUAAAAGUCAUUUUUUGAUUUUGAGAAGAUACAUUUUUAGAUGCAAAUCUCACUUGUGGAACGGUAAGACUGUAGUGAUGGGCGAAAAAAGUAAUUUCUUGGCAGACAAACGUUAAUAAGGUUAUUUUACAGCUGUGUGUGAGUGAGUCUAUAAACAUUAUGAAUCGUAUGAGAAGAAAAAGCAAUAACCUGUUAGGAGCCAAGAAAUGACAGCGAAAAUCUAUCUUAUUAUACCCAGUGCAUAAUAAUAAUAGAACAGAUACCCCAAAGGUUCUCCUUUUAAAUCAUCAGACGGCCCUGCGACGCUGGUUAGAAGGUUUGCCUCAUGGUCCAUGGACCCAAUCACAAUAUAAUGCUGCUGAAAGACAUUUUAGCAUUAACGUGUCGAAGAGGAAUAGAAAGAGAAAACGUUGACUUAGUACCUUGAGGUAUGCAUAAUCCUAUGAAUUAGGUUUUACCUGGCCUUAAUCUCAAUCCCAGUCUCAAAGGGUUUUUCGAAGGACCCCCCCCCCCCCUCGAUAUAACUGCCCUUAAUGUGUUAUUUGUUUAUUCAUAUGCAAAGCGUAAAAGAGGAAUUGGCCUGUCAUGUGAGAUGGAGGUUAUGGUUGUGAGCUAUGGGGAUAUCAUGUGAUUUCUGAACUUGGGGCUGGUUAAAAGCAUUUCCCAGUAGUCUCUUCAGUAGUUUUUCAGAGAUCAGUAACACAGUUGCACUCCAGAGCUGCUUCUAAAAGAAUCACAGGAUGCAUUGGGUAAGCCUCCUCUUGUCGGCCCUGUCCGUCACCUGGGCUAAGCCCCGCCUGCCCCUCCUCUCCUUGCAGAUGAUUGACGUCGUCAACGAAUCGAACACCACCUGGAAGGCUGGGCAGAAUUUCCACAAUGUGGACAUGAGCUACGUGAAGAGUCUGUGCGGGACGCUGCUCGGUGGGCCCAGACUGCCGGAGGUGAUGCACUCUGUUGAGGCUCUGGGGCUGCCCAUCAGCUUCGACUCUCGCGAGCAGUGGCCCAACUGCCCCACCAUCCAACAGAUCAGAGACCAGGGAUGCUGUGGCUCCUGCUGGGCCUUUGGGGCAGUGGAGGCCAUGUCUGACAGGUUAUGUAUCGUGACCAAAGGGAAGGUGUCAGUGGAGAUCUCUGCUGAAGAUCUGCUGACCUGCUGCAAUGAGUGUGGCAUGGGGUGUAAUGGGGGCUUUCCGGCGUUAGCCUGGGAUUACUGGACUAGCGACGGUAUUGUGACUGGGGGUUCGUACAACUCUAAAGUAGGCUGUGUUCCCUAUACCAUCGGUCCUUGUGAGCACCAUGUGAACGGGUCCCGCCCCCCCUGCACUAUGGGCCCCACCCCCAAGUGUACUAUGCAGUGCAUCGAUGGAUACCCGGUCCCCUACGAGAAAGACAAACACAUGGGUCAGAAAGCGUACAGCGUCUCCCCUGAACCGGAGCAGAUCAUGGCCGAGUUGUACCAGAACGGACCCGUAGAGGCAUCCUUCCUGGUCUUUGAAGAUUUUCUUCAGUACAAGAGUGGUGUGUACCAGAGAGUCUCAGGGAAUUAUCUGGGGGGCCACGCCAUUAAGAUCCUGGGCUGGGGGGAGGAGAACGGGACCCCCUACUGGCUGGCGGCCAACUCCUGGAACACCGACUGGGGAGACAAAGGUUUUUUCAAGAUAAAGCGUGGGAACAAUGAGUGUGGCAUCGAGUCCGGGAUCGUGGCGGGAACUCCACUCAUCUAGUGCACAAAAUGAUGAGACACCUUCCAGACCGCUUUUAAAACGAAUUAUAGUACAACCAAUUAUGAUUUGUUGAUGUUGUGAAUUAAACAUGUCAUAAAAUGGCCAAACCAUCAACCAUCAGAUUAGAAUGAUGAAUAAUGUAUUAUCUUUCAUAAUGCAUGACUGAACAAAGUUGAGAUUUUGAGGACAUGAACUGCAUUGAAAUUACACAUUAAUAAUAGAUUUACAUUACAUUCCUCUCUUUCUCUCUGUGAUUGGUCAAAUCUUGAGCCAAUGGAGUACACCUUUGAUGACAAAAGAUCCCCAAAAAUAAGAAAAACCCAGAUGAUUCUCCACCAAACAGUUAAUUGGACUGAUCCUUUUGAGAGCAAAUGUACAACCAAAGAUGAAAUAUAUUUACACAUCUUCAUUGUAUAAGAUCCCCUCUCAGGGGGCCUACGAAACCUCUCAGCCCUAGGGCCCAAGGGCAGGUUAAUGCAGGCCUGACCAGGAGAGUGAACGCGCCUAAAAACAAUUCUUAUUUCUUCAUAAAUAUAAAUAUUGAAUAGUUUAUUCAUAUGUUUAUGGUUGUCGCCGUCCGAAAACGAGAAACGGCGAUUUAUUUAAAAAGGUGACGCAGAAGAUGGAGGAAGCCAGUGUCAUGCCAUUACCCCCUAUAAGAAGUGUAUCAUCAUGAACAUGCAUUCAGUAUACACUACGCUUCGAUAUCACCCAAGGCUUAAUUAAAAGCAGUGUGCAAAAUACGGGGGGGGCUCGACCCCCCCUGAUUUACCAAUGAGACCCCCUGAAAGCUUCAAAAGCGAAAUUUGAGAGGGGGCUCAAAUUUUGUCAUAAAAAUAAUAAAAA
Gadus macrocephalus (Pacific cod) is the source of this 3119-nucleotide messenger RNA. Its product is annotated as cathepsin B-like. NCBI's taxonomy places the organism in Eukaryota, Metazoa, Chordata, Actinopteri, Gadiformes, Gadidae. The coding region runs from base 1290 to 2273 and encodes 327 amino acids. The record is from RefSeq and is a predicted model, not a curated record. Gene Ontology annotation, molecular function: cysteine-type endopeptidase activity. Gene Ontology annotation, biological process: regulation of catalytic activity. Gene Ontology annotation, cellular component: lysosome. The transcript has 10 exons.